This is a messenger RNA of Vicia villosa (hairy vetch), 405 nucleotides long. RefSeq names its product secreted RxLR effector protein 161-like. NCBI's taxonomy places the organism in Eukaryota, Viridiplantae, Streptophyta, Magnoliopsida, Fabales, Fabaceae. The transcript has a single exon. Bases 1 to 405 code for a protein of 134 amino acids. The record is from RefSeq and is a predicted model, not a curated record.
AUGGAAGACUCGAAUCCUGCCUCAUCACCCGUCGAACCAAAUGUGAAGUUGGAGAAGCAUGGAGAGGAAGAAAAAGUUGAUGCAACUUUGUUCAAACAAAUUAUUGGAUCUCUGAGGUAUGUGUGCAACAGUCGACCUGAUAUAGGAUUUGCUGUUGGAUUAUUAAGCAGAUAUAUGAGUGAACUAAGGGUGUUACACAUGAAGGUUGCAAGAAGAAUCCUGAGAUAUUUGAAAGGAUCAAUAAACUAUGGAAUACUAUUUCGACAAGACUCUGAAGGAAAAGAAGCAAUAGUAAAUUGUUUUUCAUAUGCUGAUUGGUGUGGAUAUAAGGAAGAUCAAAGAAGCACAACUGGAUACUUGUUUCUAGUAUUUGGUGCCCCAAUCUCAUGGUGUUCGAAGAAAUAA